AGCUACAACUCUCUUCUUCUCCUCUCUCUCUCUCUCUCUCUCUCUCUCUCUCUCUCUCUCUCUCUCUCCCUGUUGGAGUGUCAAGGCUUGAAAAGAUCCAGGCCGUCUAUUCUUUUCAGAUCCAACGGCUGCUGUGUUUCACUCAUUGUUAGCUAAGGGCAGUGAUGUAAUUUGAUUUUAUUUUCUGGUGCUGUAAAUGAAUAAUAAAAACACAGCAGGGGGUUCCUGCAACACUUCAGUUUUUCAGCUUCUUGGAAGAAAGAAAAAGUGCAGCGGAGCCGAGUCGUCUUCCCUGGCAGAGCAGCGAGUCUUCUUCUUCACCCCGAGCGCAGGACAGACGUCUUCACUUGCAGCCGCGUGAGAGAGCACCUGCGACCCGAGGAGGCCAUCACCGCCAAGGGAGAUCCUUCAGCCGCAGCGCGCGGGAGAGGGAGACGGCAGGAGGUGGGUGCGAUCCGUUAGCUUCACCUUCCCUUCCCAGUUCCCUUCCCACUUCGCAGUUUGCACACAGUUGACGACGUUGAGUUCGAGCCUCCUGUUACAGAUCAGCAGAUCCGGUCUUCCAGGAUUUCGGUUUCCACCUUCCCAACUUCGCAGCUCGCUCGCCGACUCGCUGACAGAGUAAAGGAGUAAAAUAUUUUAAAGUGCUAAUGCAGAGGGUGUCAUCCAAAGUGAGAGAGCUCGCACUGUUCAACGCAGCACCAGGGUACCAGCUAUUUUUCCUUGAAGAUGUUUGAUCUUUCUCACAUUGACUGAAACUACAUAGUUAGUUGAUCCCACUCCAUCUCCCUCUCAGCGGAAUCUUCCGUUCCUUCUCUCUACCUUCAUUCUCUCCCAUGGCAGAAGCUUCGAUCGCACCCUCCGAGCUUGAUAUCGUAAUACCCACGAUCCGAGACUUGGAUUUCUUGGAAAUGUGGAGGCCUUUCUUGGAGCCUUACCAUCUAAUCAUCGUCCAAGAUGGCGAUCCAUCGAAGAUCAUCAAUGUUCCAGAGGGCUUCGACUACGAGCUCUACAAUCGGCACGACAUCAAUAGGAUUUUGGGUCCUAAGGCUUCCUGCAUCUCCUUCAACGACUCCGCUUGUCGAUGCUUUGGCUACAUGGUUUCCAAGAAGAAGUACAUCUUCACCAUUGACGAUGAUUGCUUCGUAGCCAAAGAUCCAUCAGGGAAAGAGAUAGAUGCCCUCCAACAACACAUAAAGAACCUCCUGAGUCCAUCUACACCAUUUUUCUUCAACACCCUUUAUGAUCCAUAUAGGGAGGGUGCCGACUUUGCGUGUGGAUACCCUUUCAAUCUCCGUGAGGGUGCCACCACAGCUGUUUCUCAUGGCCUCUGGCUCAACAUCCCUGACUAUGAUGCUCUUACCCAGCUUGUCAAGCCUCGUGAGAGAAACACGAGGUAUGUGGAUGCAGUUAUGACAGUACCAAAGGGGACCCUUUUUCCCAUGUGUGGUAUGAAUCUGGCAUUCAACCGUGAGCUGAUUGGACCUGCAAUGUACUUUGGACUCAUGGGUAAUGGCCAACCGAUUGGAUGUUAUGAUGAUAUGUGGGCUGGUUUGUGCAUGAAGGUAAUAUGUGACCACCUAGGAUGGGGAGUUAAGACGGGCCUGCCAUACGUAUGGCACAACAAAGCAAGCAACCCAUUUGUUAACCUAAAAAAGGAGUACAAGGGUAUCUAUUGGCAAGAAGAGAUCAUCCCUUUCUUCCAAUCCAUAGCCCUUCCGAAGGAAUGCACUAUAGUUCAAAAAUGCUACGUUGAACUCUCAAAACAAGUCAAGGCUAAGCUUGGCAAGGUAGAUCCCUACUUCCUUAAGCUAGCUGAUGCUAUGGUCACAUGGAUUGAAGCUUGGGAUGAGCUCAAUGGUUCGGGGGCAGAUUCUUCCCAGCUACCCUACGGCACCACAAAUGCUAAUACAGAGGGUGUCAUCCAAAGUGAGAGAGCUCGCACUGUUCAACGCAGCACCAGCACUCAGCGUAGAUCCCAUAGUUGUCCGGUGACUAGGGAUGAGAUACUAGAUUUUGAUGUUCCUGCACGGGCCAGGACAAAGGCUCUGCGCACGGUGCUCCCCUGACCUCACCCUGCCUUGUUACCUUCUCCUCCUCCCUCGCCAGCUCAGCUACAACUCUCUCUCUCUCUCUCUCUCUCUCUCUCUCUCUCUCUCUCUCUCUCUCUCUCUCUCUCUGUUGGAUUGUCAAGGCUUGAAAAGAUCCAGGCCGUCCGUUCUUUUCAGAUCCAACGGCUGCUGUGUUUCACUCAUUGUUAGCUAAGGGCAGUGAUGUAAUUUGCUUUGAUUUUCUGGUGCUGUAAAUGAAUAAUAAAAACACAGGAGGGGGCGGGGGUUCCUGCAACACUUCAGUUUUUCAGCUUCUUGGAAGAAAGAAAAAGUGCAGCGGAGCCGCGUCGUCUUCCCUGGCAGAGCAGCGAGUCUUCUUCUUCACCCCGAGCGCAGGACAGACGUCUUCACUCUUUCUCCGAAACUCUCCAUUUUCUCUCUGCCACCAGCCGCCACGCAGAGCAGCUCCCCCAUUCUCUCCAUCUCUCCCGCUGCUAAACUCCCUCUGCCUCAAAGCCACCAUCAAUACCCUCACCCAAACCUCCAGCGACCAGCCUCUUUCCAUCUUCACUAGAUCCACCGCAAUCCUCACAUCUCCAACUGGCCGAACUUUCACCUUAAGCUUCCCACGGAUCUGCAGAAGCUCCAUUCCUCACCUCAUAGCCAUCUCCCUCGUCAGACCCUCCGAACUCUCGCAGCUCUAUCCACAGAGCGGCUCACCCGAACCACCUUCGGCAUCGCCACCGUCACCUCUGGCAACACCCACAAUCUCGACCAUUUGUCCAAGGGGAUUCGGAGUUUAAGCAGUGAAUCGGCUGGAGACGUUGCUGUUCGUUCUGGUGUUCUGUUUGGCUCUUCGUUGGAGUAUUCUGUGUCUCUUAGGGCAUUUUGAAUUCUUGGUAAAUUGAUCAAUGAACGAUCCGAUGUCUCUGUGUUGAAUCCAAAAGAUAAUCUGUUUUCUAUCUGACAUAAUAAUCUGUGGGUCUCUCGUCAUCUUUAAGGUAUGGUUGUUGUUUGGUUUCUUAUCUGCAUUUCAUUGUGCU
Malania oleifera is the source of this 3094-nucleotide messenger RNA. Its product is annotated as probable UDP-arabinopyranose mutase 2. The transcript has 7 exons. Gene Ontology annotation, molecular function: UDP-arabinopyranose mutase activity. Lineage: Eukaryota; Viridiplantae; Streptophyta; Magnoliopsida; Santalales; Ximeniaceae. Gene Ontology annotation, biological process: UDP-L-arabinose metabolic process; plant-type cell wall biogenesis. The coding region runs from base 837 to 2069 and encodes 410 amino acids. Gene Ontology annotation, cellular component: Golgi apparatus; cytosol. The record is from RefSeq and is a predicted model, not a curated record.